This is a messenger RNA of Lathyrus sativus (Indian pea), 993 nucleotides long. The record is from the annotation of a GenBank genome assembly. NCBI's taxonomy places the organism in Eukaryota, Viridiplantae, Streptophyta, Magnoliopsida, Fabales, Fabaceae.
AUGGAAACACCUGAACCAAAAACUCAACCUAUUACCACUACUUCUUCUUUAUCACUUCCUAAACUCUGUAAAAAGACUAAUUCUCAUAAAAUAGAAAACCUUAUUGAGUACUCUCAUGUUCCUGAAGAUGCUCAAAUUUCUGAAACAAUACCUCCUCUGUUGAGUUCGUACAACAUCUUCAAAAGACAAAGAAGUGUUACCAGAUCAAUCCAAAAUCUUAUCUCUACAAACCGCCCUCAUAUGAAAGAGUACGUCCAGUCAUCUAGACUAGACCAAUGCAGCCUAAGAGCUACAAACCAAGAGCAGUACGUAGAUCUGGAGAUUCCCCAAUAUCUCAUAAACCACUGGAAAACUGAAGGAUAUACAACCUUACGUUUUGGGGCUGUCAGACUCAUCAUUUCUCUUCAUGGAAGGAAGAACCAACCCGUCUUUUGCAAAAUAGAUCUACUGGACUCCAGCUACCUCCACUAUGAAAAUGUUGUGAUAGGAACUAUUCUAACUACACUUCAUGCAGGAAGUGUUGUCCUCACCAUCUUCCCAAACUAUAACGUGAGUCUUAAUGAUAACACCUUAUCCACAAGAAUGAAAGUACAUAUCCAAAUCACUGGAACUGACCAAGUGCCAGAAGCUAUGUCAGCUACCCUCCAUCACCAGAUAAUAUAUCGCUUACAAAAACGCUCGAUAGAUCUUCCUAUAUCAGGAUUCUCUUCUGAUUCACUAUUGGUUGUCACCAAUAGAGAAGAAGACAUACCCUCCAUAGUUCAGAUUCCAAGAAACAUCACAAGGGAAGAAUUAACUCAGCUAAUUCCCUUUGAAUGGAUAACCAACUAUGAGAAACUUCAUGUUAACAAAAGACCUAUACAAUCUCAAGAGGCUACUUUCAGGAGAUACGUUGACAAGACAGACAAGACGAUCUUUAAAAAGCCAGACGAAGGGUCGAGCUCAAUAUCUCCGAUCUUCCAAACAAUAAUGAUCCAACCAGUUCUCAAAUAA